This is a messenger RNA of Harmonia axyridis, 1776 nucleotides long. RefSeq names its product elongation factor Tu, mitochondrial-like. Gene Ontology annotation, biological process: mitochondrial translational elongation. Gene Ontology annotation, cellular component: mitochondrion. Bases 123 to 1535 code for a protein of 470 amino acids. NCBI's taxonomy places the organism in Eukaryota, Metazoa, Arthropoda, Insecta, Coleoptera, Coccinellidae. The transcript has 7 exons. Gene Ontology annotation, molecular function: GTPase activity; translation elongation factor activity; GTP binding. The record is from RefSeq and is a predicted model, not a curated record.
UUCUCUGUGAUCUUAUUAGAAAAAAAUUGCCGAAGUGAGGUGAACUUCCAUACAAUAUAAAUAACUUAUUUUUAUUAAACUCGCAAUUCCAAUUAAAAUAAAGCUAGCAAUUUUGAGGAAGAAUGUCAUCAUAUAUAGUAGCACGAGCGCUUACUCCAGCUUUUCGUCGAGUAGUCCAUAAAUUACUCUUGGCGGAUCUCACAUGCCUUCAAAAUACAUCCAGCGGCGCUGUUGUAAGAUGUACAGUUCCAAGUUACCAAAAAAGGUUUUAUGCAGAAAAGAAAGUCUUCGAACGUAAUAAACCUCAUUGUAACGUAGGAACAAUUGGUCAUGUAGAUCACGGAAAGACUACCCUUACAGCUGCUAUCACCAAAGUAUUAGCUGAUCAAAAAUUAGCACAGGCUAAAAAAUACGCUGACAUUGAUAAUGCCCCAGAAGAAAAAGCUAGAGGAAUCACAAUUAAUGUUGCACAUGUUGAGUAUCAGACCGAGAACAGGCAUUAUGGGCAUACAGAUUGCCCUGGCCAUGCUGAUUAUAUAAAGAAUAUGAUAACAGGAGCUGCCCAAAUGGAUGGAGCAAUUCUUGUCGUUGCAGCAACUGACGGUAUUAUGCCACAGACAAGAGAGCAUUUAUUAUUAGCUAAACAAAUUGGUGUUGAACAUUUAGUUAUUUUCAUCAACAAAGUUGAUGCCGGUGAUAAAGAGAUGGUGGAAUUAGUGGAAAUGGAAAUUAGGGAACUUCUCACAGAAAUGGGAUUUGAUGGAGAAAAUAUCCCAAUUGUUGCUGGAUCUGCAUUGUGCGCAUUAGAAGAUAAAAACCCAGAAAUUGGUAGAGAUGCAAUUAUAAAGUUAUUGGCGGAAGUGGAUGCACAUAUUCCCACUCCUAUUAGAGAACUGGACAAACCCUUCCUUUUACCUGUGGAACACACACACUCGAUACCUGGAAGAGGCACAGUAGUGACUGGACGUUUAGAAAGGGGUAUUGUGAAAAAGGGAAUGGAAUGUGAAUUUAUAGGUUACAAUAAGAAGAUAAAAAGUGUUGUCACAGGUAUCGAGAUGUUCCACCAAAUUUUAAAUGAGGCCCAAGCUGGAGAUCAGUUGGGUGCUUUGGUCAGAGGUAUCAAGAGAGAAGAUGUUAAAAGAGGAAUGGUCAUGGCAAAGCCUGGAACAGUGAAAAAUCAUGACAAUAUAGAAAGUCAAGUGUAUGUUUUGAGCAAAGAGGAAGGAGGUAGAACUCGACCUAUCACGAGUUAUACUCAGUUACAAAUGUUUUGUAGGACUUGGGACACCGCAUGUCAAGUUUUAGUACCUGAUAAAGAGAUGGUCAUGCCUGGUGAGGAUGCAAGGCUGCUGUUGAGAAUGUUGAAACCCAUGGUGCUGGAGGCAGGCCAGAGGUUCACGUUGAGGGAUGGUACUCAAACUCUGGGUACGGGGGUAGUAACUAAAGUUCUUCCCGAUUUGAAGAAGGAGGAAAGGGAUACAUUGAUUGAAGGAAAGAAACAAAGAGAAAAGAGAUUGGCCCAAGCUAGCAAGUGAAACUAAUGGAUAAAUUAUAUUUUUUUUUAUCUCAUUUUCUUAUUGUGAAGUUGAGUGUUUUGAAACUAUGAAAUGGGAACAUCAUCCCCAGUUAUAGGUUAAGAUAUUUUUAGAAAUCACAUUGAUAAUGUGUUUAUUAUAUUUCAGAAACAUGUCUAAAGAAAAUACUUUACAAACUGUGUUAGUUGACUAAUAAACGAAAGGUCGUUUUAUGUAAUGAUCAAUAAAACAUUAAACAAAA